AGUGAUUGGUUAAACUGACAGUGUCUUUAAUACUAUAUAAUGAUGAAUUAGAAUGCAUCAUAUUCCUUUAACCUUGACAUUGGCUAUCAUGUGGACAGAAUGUAUGUUUUUGGAAGCAAUCAAAAGCAAAGACCAUUUCAUUACAAACUGUACAGAGUGAAUGUACAGCACAGGAUGAGCAACCUAUAACAAUGGAAAUAAUUACAAUAAGUUAUUAUUGGGCUGAUGUGUAAUUCUUGAAGACCGUCGAUAUCAAUAAUUUCAGAUGAAGGCAUUGCACAUCAUCUCCAACUUUAAUCAUCACUCUUCUACGAACUAAUCACAGAUUCACUUCUUCACUCCCCCUUCCUCCACCUGAAUGAAGAGAGGAACAUCAAAUGAGCAUUAUGAAAGUUUUGACGUCAACAAUCAAAGUGGUUACUGAGGUGUUUGCUGAUGUCAUCGCGACACAGGACAAGGGGGCAUGGAGGGAGGGAUGGAGAGAGAGAGAUAUAGAGAUGGAUACGGGAGGGGUAGGAACGAUAGUGCGCUCCUCUGACAUCAUAGAGGCUCUUAUAUACCGGGUGGAAUGGAGCCUGCCAUUCCUCACUUCACUCCUGAGAAAGCCAAGAGAAGACACAGCGAACAGCUUGAAUGUGCAGAAACUGUGGGACUACUGAGAAAAUGCAGAUGCAGCUGACCUCUGUUAUCCUCCUAUUUUUAUUGUGUAAUGGAAUGUGUUCAGAUAUAGACCAGGGAAAAAGGGCAAUAGAGGAAGAGGUACUGAGAAGUCUCCUCACUUCAAAGGUAAAGCAGAGCAAGCACAUCGCCCCCCUGUGGCAGCUGCCGCUCCAGGAUGUGUGCAGGAUGAUGAACCGUCUCGGGGAGUCUUGGCAGGAGGACUGGGGCAGCGAGGAGCAGCAGGAGGACGCAGAAGUUCAGGCUGACUAUGACCAGAGGGUUUCAGGUUCCCUAGCCCAAAUGCUUGAGAAAAUGCAUGACCUUCAGAACCUCUGCAGGGUCCUGCAGCCUAGAGAGCUUCAAGACGACCAAGAAUAUCUGGAGCUGGACCAAAACAGUGACAGUCCACUGAAGAGGAAAUCUCCGUAUAUACUUAAAAGGCAACUGCGCACCAAUAAAUCAAGACGGCCUUACAUUCUGAAGAGAAGUGUGUAUUACUGAUGCCCAAGACAAACCGACGGAAAGAUGUUUUUACAUUUUGUGAAUAUGUGUCUGUUUUCAAUGUUGUAGUAUUAAAGUAGCGAUAUAGUAAUUGUAUGCUCUGUUUUAGCUAAACCCGUAUUUACUGUAUGCGCUUCAGAAAUCAAUCCCUUCUUCAUUAUGGGAUGGACAAUGUAAAUAAAACAGCAGUCAA
Carassius auratus (goldfish) is the source of this 1354-nucleotide messenger RNA. It is a transcript of the gene nts, whose product is annotated as neurotensin. Gene Ontology annotation, molecular function: neuropeptide hormone activity. Gene Ontology annotation, cellular component: extracellular region. The transcript is spliced from 5 exons. NCBI's taxonomy places the organism in Eukaryota, Metazoa, Chordata, Actinopteri, Cypriniformes, Cyprinidae. Bases 634 to 1161 code for a protein of 175 amino acids. The record is from RefSeq and is a predicted model, not a curated record.